AUGAACUCUGUCCCCGUGCCCAACGACUUUAACAACGUUCUCUACAAGCCCCUGGCUGAGGCUGACCCCGAGAUUCAGCAGAUUAUUGACAACGAGACUUACCGUCAGUUCACUGGUCUUGAGUUGAUUGCUUCGGAGAACCUGACUUCGCUGGCCACCAUGGAGGCGAACGGUUCGAUUCUCACCAAUAAGUACUCGGAGGGUCUCCCUGGUUCUCGUUACUACGGUGGUAAUGAAUACAUCGACCAGCUCGAAGAGUUGUGCCGCAAGCGUGCUUUGGAGGCCUUCGACCUCGACCCCAAUGUCUGGGGCGUCAACGUUCAGCCCUACUCUGGUUCGACGGCGAACUUUGCUGCCUUCACUGCCCUGAUUCAGCCCCAGGACCGUAUCAUGGGUCUUGGACUGCCUGAUGGUGGCCACCUGACCCACGGAUACUACACUGCCAAGAAGAAGAUCACCGCCUCGUCGAUCUACUUCCAGUCGUUCCCUUAUCAGGUGAAGCGCGACGACGGUUUCAUUGACUACGAGCGCCUCCGCAUUAAUGCCAACCUGUUCAAGCCCCGUCUGAUUGUCUGUGGUGGCUCGGCGUACCCUCGUGACUGGGAAUACGACACUAUUGCCUCGAUCGCCAAAGAGCACGGAGCGUACCUUAUGUGCGACAUGGCCCACAUUUCGGGUCUCAUUGCUGGUAAGGAGCAGAGGAGCCCCUUCGAAUACUGUGACGUGGUUACUACGACGACUCACAAGACUCUUCGUGGUCCUCGUGCAGGUCUAAUUUUCUUCCGCAAGGACCGUGAGUCUGACCUCGAGGCCCGCGUAAACGCAGCUGUAUUCCCUGCUUGCCAGGGUGGUCCUCACAACAACACCAUUGCCGGUAUUGCCGUGGCUCUUAAGCAGGCUGCCGACCCUGCCUUCAAGGCUUACGCCAAGCAGGUUCGCGCGAAUGCCAAGGCCAUUGGUGAGAAGCUGGUCUCGUACGGCUACAAGCUCCAGACCGAAGGUACUGACAACCACCUUGUGCUGUGGGACCUUCGUCCUAUUGGCCUCACUGGCUCCAAGAUUGAGAAGCUUUGUGACCUGGUGCACAUCACGCUUAACAAAAACGCUGUUGCCGGUGACACUUCGGCCGUCGUGCCCGGCGGUAUCCGUAUUGGUGCCAACGCGCUGACCUCGCGUAGCAUGACUGAGAAGGACAUGGAUGUCGUGUGCGAGUUCCUCCACCGCACUGUCCAGAUUGCGCAGGUGCUGCAGAAGGAGGCCGGCUCCAAACUUCUGAAGGACUUUAUCGCCAAGGCUACCACCGGUGACGGUGAAGGUCGCAAGAUGAUCCUUCAACUCGCUGAUGAUGUGAAGGCCUUUGCCACACAGUUCCCUCUGCCUGGUGUUCCGGACACGAGCGUCAUUAAGAAGCCUGCUGAUGCCCACUAA
Molecule: messenger RNA, 1428 nt
Organism: Malassezia sympodialis ATCC 42132
Lineage: Eukaryota; Fungi; Basidiomycota; Malasseziomycetes; Malasseziales; Malasseziaceae
Gene: SHM2
Product: glycine hydroxymethyltransferase SHM2
Biological process (GO): tetrahydrofolate interconversion
Cellular component (GO): mitochondrion; cytoplasm
Molecular function (GO): pyridoxal phosphate binding; glycine hydroxymethyltransferase activity
Source: RefSeq, a predicted model, not a curated record